This is a messenger RNA of Trichomonas vaginalis G3, 471 nucleotides long. RefSeq names its product protein of unknown function, DUF4106 family. The record is from RefSeq and is a predicted model, not a curated record. NCBI's taxonomy places the organism in Eukaryota, Parabasalia, Trichomonadida, Trichomonadidae. The coding region runs from base 1 to 471 and encodes 156 amino acids. The transcript has a single exon.
AUGUUAGUAUUGAAAAACAUGUUCCUUGACAAAAUAAAACCAACUACAGAAAUAAAUGACGCAAGACUGAAAGAUUGGGUAAAAGCUUUCCCAUUCACAAAAGAUAUAGUUGGUAACAUGGAAAGAAAACCAGAAUGGCUACAAAAACAUAUAUUUGGAAACGAGCAUAUUCCAUAUGGACAGGCACUGUUUGAAGAGCUUGAACCGGAAACUCAGGAAAGAGUCAUGCAAACAAUACGCGAAGACUCAAAUACAGACUAUGACAAACUCUUUCUAGGAUAUAGGUUACCUGAGAUGGGCGACCAGAGCCAAAAGGCAAAAAGGACAUGGGAAAUUUGCAACAUACUAGAUGAACAUAAUGCAAAGAUGCAACAACUUCAAGCAGAGGGCAAUGAAGGAAAAAGAAGAGUUAAAAACUCAGUCAGGAAGAAAGUAAAGCUUGGUCGGAGUGGGUUCUAUUAUGACAUAUAA